Messenger RNA from Rhodotorula toruloides NP11, 786 nucleotides. RefSeq names its product zinc finger, MYND-type domain containing protein. Bases 1 to 786 code for a protein of 261 amino acids. The record is from RefSeq and is a predicted model, not a curated record. Lineage: Eukaryota; Fungi; Basidiomycota; Microbotryomycetes; Sporidiobolales; Sporidiobolaceae. The transcript has 3 exons.
AUGAAUCAGCAGCCGACUGGAAUGUGCAUGGUGUGCGGGAAGGAGACGCAGAACCGCUGCUCGAAGUGUGCAGACGCGGGAAUCGACCUCUUCUUCUGCUCGCCGGAACACCAGAAACUCGUCUGGCCAGGACACCGCAUUUUCUGCGGCUCGCAGGCGUUUCCCGUUUCCUUCCCGCUUCUCUCGAAGGCCGAGGUCGCGAGCAUCGUCGGCAACCUCGACAAGACUAUCUUCUGUCCGACGAUCGAUGGGCAGGAGGUCCAGAUCACGCUGAUGGACCACAUCAGGCAAGCUGCGCUUCCAGGUAUGGGCGUGCCAGAGACCUUGACCCUCAUUCUCGGCACCAGCGAAGAGUCUACCGCCCGUCCCGUCUUCCGCAACAACCCCGGCAAACAGCAAGAGCUCCUCCUCUUCCUGCGCAUGUCGACCGAGUCUUGCAUCGGGACGACUUCCCUUCGCGACGGCAUACUCACCGGCCUUUCGCGCCUCUGCCUGUGUCUGACCGACAAGGGAAUCAUGCCUUACGUUCCCGAGUACGAACGCAAUCAGGCGGAGCUUUUCCACCGCUUUGUCGUCUUCCACACUCUCACCGCCUUUGCGAUGCGCCCGAACACCAUUGCAGAGAAGAUGCUUGCCAUGCAGAGGUAUGGCGAGGCGCUCAAGGAGAGCGAGAUCGCCAUGUACGCUUUCGCGGAGGGCAAGUUCGGGAAGGCCUUCUCAGAGAAGCUGAAGGAGGUGAUCCAGCUCUUGAAGCCGAGGGGUUACGAUUUCGUUGUCAAGCCGUAG